Centropristis striata (black sea bass) is the source of this 3319-nucleotide messenger RNA. RefSeq names its product sorting nexin 18a (gene snx18a). Gene Ontology annotation, molecular function: protein binding; phosphatidylinositol binding. The record is from RefSeq and is a predicted model, not a curated record. The coding region runs from base 442 to 2214 and encodes 590 amino acids. The transcript has 2 exons. Gene Ontology annotation, cellular component: cytoplasmic vesicle; plasma membrane. Gene Ontology annotation, biological process: endosomal transport; plasma membrane tubulation; mitotic cell cycle. NCBI's taxonomy places the organism in Eukaryota, Metazoa, Chordata, Actinopteri, Perciformes, Serranidae.
AUUUGUGUUGUCUGGGUGGAUUGCAGCAGCAUCCUGUAGCUCCGCCCUCGAUUAUUCAGCCUGCUCGACGUGCGGUUGCUGCGCAGCGCGUGAAGGCAGAAGCGUCCGACUGUGCUCGGAGGAGCUCAGAUUAGUGUUGAUGUUAUUGUUGUUGCAGCGGAAAAUACCUUCGCUACAGUUUCGCACGCUGCAACCUCUGGAUUAAAAAACACCGCCGUUUCCCCUCAGGUUUGAGUGAGAGAACGGUCCGUGCAGAGAGGGAUAUAAACAGGAUUUUCUUUUCUCUCACGCCGCGAGAAGUUUGUCCGUGGAGUUUGAGGAGUAGUUUCGGGUGGGCUGACUGAGCUAGCCUGGCUGCCCGCUGCGCUUCCCUCCUGUCCCGGUCAGCCAGCCAUAAGUUAGCCCGCUGCCCUGCUCUUCCUCCAGCUGUGUGGGUGAAUCAUGGCGCUCAGAGCCAGGGCGCUUUACGACUUCAACUCUGAAAAUCCCGGGGAGGUGUCGGUGAGGGAGAACGAAGUCCUUACUUUGUACAGCGAGCAGGACAUUGACGGCUGGUUUGAGGGCACGAACAGCAACGGAGAGAGGGGACUGUUCCCCGCGUCCUACGUGGAGAUCCUGAGGAACGACGCCGCCUCCACGCUCAACAACAACAGCUGCAGCACAUCUGGGGACACUUACCAGGACUCCCGGUACGCCAAUAUCCCAUCGGGAGGUUUUGACGGCUCUUAUAAGCCUCAGAAUAAAGUUGAGAACUUUUCUAAACCGUCUGCGCCUAGUUUCGCCACUUUCUCAGCCCCCACACAACCACAGCAGCAACAGCAAACUUACCAGCAGGCCAGCCAGGGGAGCGAUGAUGACUGGGAUGAUGACUGGGAUGACAGCUCUACAGUUGCAGAUGAGCCAGGCACCGUAGGAGGCAGGUAUCAUGACUAUGAAGGCAAUGGGCCAUCCACUUACAGAGUGUCAACAUCCUCAAUGUCAAGAGGCAAUGCACAGCAAGCAAAGAGCUCUGCCACAGUCAGCAGAAACCUGAACAGGUUUUCAACCUUUGUGAAGUCCGGAGGAGAGGCGUUUGUGCUCGGGGAGGCCUCAGGUUUUGUGAAGGAUGGGGACAAGAUCUGCGUGGUGAUGGGUCAGUAUGGUCCAGAGUGGCAGGAGAACCCGUACCCGUUCGCUUGCACAAUAGACGACCCAACUAAACAGACCAAGUUCAAGGGCAUGAAGAGCUACAUCUCCUAUAAGCUGACGCCCACACACACUCAGAACCAGGUGAACAGGAGGUAUAAGCACUUUGACUGGCUGUACGCUCGGCUGGUGGAGAAGUUUCCCGUCAUCUCAGUGCCACACAUCCCAGAGAAGCAGGCCACGGGGCGCUUUGAGGAGGACUUCAUCUCCAAGAGGAGGAAAGGCCUCAUAUGGUGGAUGAACCACAUGACCAGCCACCCGGUCCUGGCCAGGUGUGAUGUCUUCCAGCACUUCCUCACCUGCAACAGCACAGACGAGAAGGCCUGGAAGCAGGGGAAGAGGAAGGCGGAGAAGGACGAGAUGGUCGGAGCCAACUUUUUCCUCACCAUCAGCACCCCCACGGCUCCGCUCGACUUCCAGGAGGUCGAAAGCAAAAUAGACGGAUUCAAGACUUUCACCAAAAGGAUGGAUGACAGCACCUUGCAGCUCAACGCUACUGCCAACGAGUUUGCCCGCAAGCAGAUCACUGGCUUUAAGAAGGAGUAUCAGAAAGUGGGGCUGUCAUUCAAAGUCCUCAGUCAAGCCUUUGAGAUGGACCAGCAAUCGUACUCUACUGGACUCAACCAGGCUAUCUCCUUCACUGGGGAGGCAUAUGAAUCCAUCGGAGACUAUUUCGCUGAGCAGCCCAGCAAGGAUCUGGACCCCAUCAUGGAUUUGUUAGCUCUAUACCAAGGACACCUGGCAAACUACCCAGACAUCAUCCAUGUGCAGAAAGGAGCCCUGACGAAGGUGAAAGAGAGCCAGAAGCAUGUGGAGGAGGGCAAGAUGGACCGGGCGCAGGCGGACGGCAUCGACGAGCGCUGCAACAUCAUCUCCUGCGCCACGCUGGCAGAGAUCCAGCACUUCCACCAGAUCCGCGUGCGUGACUUCAAGGCCCAGAUGCAGCAGUACUUGCAGCAGCAAAUCGCCUUCUUCCAAAAAAUCACAGGGAAGCUGGAGGAGGCUCUGCAGAAAUAUGACAACGCGUAACAGACCGAUCGUCUCAGCCCGUCGGUUCAGACCUUGGUGAUCAAUGACACAUGCACCUCCCUUGGCCCGCCACUGGAGUUUUGGCAAACAACAGCCAGUACCACAUACUGGUGAAUGCUGUUCAACCAGCAGGGAGGGACAUUCAAGGAGAUGACGCUCCAGUAAUAAUGACAUUUCAAGCGAAAUCCAGGUUUCUGUGUGUGGUGGCCACAUUUUUUGGGAACUGGAUGUUUAAUAGAGGAUGUUUAAUUUAAUGACAUUAGGCCAACUUGUAACACAAACUACUAGAUUUAAUGAGAGUCAAAAAUAAUGAUGGUGCACCACUUGGUCUGGUGGAUGGGUGAAUAAAUCAAUGUUGUGAUCUGCAGAGAGAGAACCAUGUAUCUGCUGCUGCAUAGACACCUGGUGCAACAUUUCAUAUAUCAAGUGUUUUUAGCCUUAAGACACAGUUUUUUUUUUUUACAAGUGACUGCCACUCCAGGAGCAGCGAUGCUCCAGUGGCUAACACACUGCCUUCUGAAAACACUCAAGCCCUUCCUGGUAUCUCUCUCCUUGGACAAACAGGAUGAAUUGUUUACAGUCUCCUCGCCGAGCAGCCGCUGUCACCACUGUCUCGCUGUGCCUUCUGAUUACGUCUCUCUGGUCAUUUUUGUUACUAGUUACUAAAAAAAGCUUUAUAUACUGUAUAUGUAGAAAUAUAUUCUAUUUGUUUUUACAAAGCUACAAAGUUUGCAGUCUUUGAAGAAAAAAACAAAAGGAUCACUGUGCUAUAAACAAGGGCAGUGUCUUUUAUGGGAGAUAAUAUUGCUGUUUUUUUCCCCCUAAGUGGCCCCAGCAUUGAUUUUUAACACUCACAGUGUGACAAAAUCAGGAUCACGGGGCGACUUACCUGCUUUGACAAUAGGAGCCCACGCCUUACACAGGGCACAGCCAGCACUGUGGAGUUAAGGGACGAGUAUGAUGGACACUAGCGAUGCCGGAUACCUGAAUGUGUCAGCAAAACGUUUGUUUUCAGGUUUAGUUUUGAGGUAGUGUUCAGAGGCAGGCUGUUAGAGGGUAGAGGAUUCCUCACCUGUUUUAAUAAUGCAGUCUUUAUAAUAGCACA